CUAUUUUACGAGAACCUAAACAGCGUUUUAAAAAAAAAAAAGCUUGGAUAAUUUUGUACAUGGGUUUGCUUGUUGUGUGAAAUCUGUGAGAAAGCGGUUUGUGGAUAUCUUGAAGUGGAUAAUUCCUAGUCGUUGAUGAAUUAAAGGGAAAGCGACUGCCAUGACCACAGACGAGGCGGAGAGCGUUCACAAGAAGCAGGUGUGCGAGCAGCAGCAGGAAGAGGAGGACCCCGCUGCUCAGGAGCCGGGCCCCCCUGACAGCACUCAGGACAGCCCCUGCGGCACGCCGCCCCCCGGGGGCUCGGAGGAGGAACAGCAGCUGAAGCCGCGCCAGCGCACCUCGGCUGGCCGCGGCCUGUCCCGCCUCUUCUCCUCCUUCCUGAAGCGCCGCUCGCAGUGCUCGGACGGAGAGGGGGUGGAGACGGAGAGGGCUCGGGACAAGGACGGCCAGGAAGAGCCCAAAGCUCCCAUAGCAGACCCCGAGCCAGAACUACGCAUAGAGGGCGAUGUUGCUCUAGACCAGCACUCGAUCAGCAGUGCUGAAAACCAGCAAAUCGUAGCAGAUCAGAAAGAAAACGCCGAGCUGGAGUCCGGCAAGGCAGAAAAGGGGGAGAAGAAGGAGGAGAAGAAGGAGAAGAAGGAAAAGAAGGAGAAGAAGGAGAAAGAGAAGAAAGAGAAAGCAGAUAAGGAGAAGCCGGAGAAAAAGGAGAAGCCGGAGAAGCCGGAGAAAAAAGAGAAAGCGGAGAAGAAAGAGAAGAAGGAGAAAAAAGAGAAGAAGGAGAAGAAAAACGAGGACAAGGCCAAAGGAGAGGAGGGAGAGAAAGACAAGGAGCGUGAGAAGGAAAAAGAGAAAGUAGAGGAAGAGGCCAAGCCGGAAGACGCAGGUGCGGCGGAAACAGAGGUGAAGGAGGAAGGAGAAAAAGAGGAAGAGAAACAGGAGGAGAACGCGGUGGAGGAGGAAGAGGAGGAGGAGGAGGGGAGGAAGCAGAAAGCAUCUCGCCGCCCCAGGAUCAUGCACUGCAAAGUCAAGCUGCUGGAUGAUACUCUCUUUGAGUGUGAGCUGGAAAAACAUGCCAAAGGCCAGGAGCUGUUUGCAAAAGUGUGCGACCACCUGAACCUGUUAGAAAAGGACUAUUACGGACUGGCCAUAUGGGAGACGCCGACCAUAAAGACGUGGCUGGACUUCACCAAGGAGAUCAGACGGCAAGUUCAAGGCACCAACUACGAUUUCACAUUCAAUGUGAAGUUCUACCCUCCUGAUCCUGCCCAGCUGUCAGAAGACAUCACCAGGUACUACUUGUGUUUGCAGCUGCGGAAGGACAUCAAGAACGGCCGUCUGCCUUGCUCUUUCGUGACCCUGGCCCUGCUGGGAUCUUACGCCCUUCAGUCUGAGCUGGGCGAGUACGACGCCGAGGUUCACGGCACCGACUACGCCAAGGAGCUCCAGCUCAUCCCGGGACAGACCAAGGAGCUGGAGGAGAAAGUCAUGGAGCUUCACCGCACGUACAGGUCUAUGAGUCCGGCUCAGGCUGAUAUGAUGUUCCUGGAGAAUGCUAAAAAACUGGCCAUGUACGGGGUUGAUCUUCACCAGGCCAAGGAUCUGGAUGGAGUGGAUAUAAUGCUGGGUGUUUGCUCCAGUGGCCUGAUGGUGUAUAAGGAUAAGCUGAGGAUUAAUCGAUUCCCCUGGCCAAAGGUUCUCAAAGUCUCCUACAAACGCAGCAGUUUCUUCAUCAAGAUACGGCCAUCUGAUCUGGAACAUUAUGAAAGCGCCAUUGGCUUUAAACUGCCCAACUACAAGGCUGCCAAGAAACUGUGGAAAGUGUGUGUGGAGCAUCACACGUUCUUCAGGCUGACCUCCACAGAAGCGGCCACCACUCCCAGGAAGUUCCUGGCUCUGGGAUCCAAGUUUCGCUACAGCGGCCGAACUCAAGCUCAGACCCGUCAGGCCAGCUCCAUGAUCGACAGACCCGCUCCGCUCUUCCAGCGCUCCGCCAGCAAGAGGGCAUCUCGCAGCUUAGACGGAGCCAUGGUCUCGACCCCGGAUAAGAACGCCCGUCCCGUCAGCGCUCCCAUCAUGUCUCCCAUCUCCCCAGGCGACAUGGCUCCCUCCCCAGUAGCAUCUGCCACCCGCACUGACCGUAAAGAGACGUCCACCCCCACGGGCCGUCCACGCUCCACUGACAGGAAGAGUGAGGUGAGGGCAGAGGCCCAUGUGACGGAUGGCUCCAAAACACACAGCAAAGCAGAGGGCACACCUGAAAUCAAGACGGUAGCUCGGCGAGAACGGCGGCACCGUGACGCCCCGGUGGUGACGGCCACCAAUGGGGAGAGAAAGAGCCAGUCGCCACGGGCGGACACAGAGAUGGUGCGCAUGAGGAAGAAAAGAGCUAAGAAACUUGAGGGUGAAACUAUUUAUAUCAGACAUAGCAAUUUAAUGUUGGAGCUUAACCCUAACGGCUUGGCAUGCACUAUUUACCUCACUAACUAUAAUGACAUUGAGAAGACACAGACAGAAAUCAUGCGUCAUCACACCAGUAUCAGCGAGCUCAAGCGGAGCUUCAUGGAGUCGGUGCCCGAGCCCCGGCCCAGCGAGUGGGACAAGCGUCUGUCCACCCACUCGCCCUUCCGCACCGCUAGCAUCAACGGCCAGAUGCAGCCAGACUCUCCUGUGGUGAAGACGAAAACCAUCACCAUUUCUGAUGUCACCAACUCCCUUCGCAGCGAAAUCGCCACCAAGGACAUCCCCAUUGUGCAUACGGAGACCAAGACCAUCACAUACGAGUCUGCCCAGCCCAACGCGCUGUCGGAGAAGGAGUCCGGGAUGCUGUUGAGUGCUCAGACCAUCACCUCAGAGACGGUCAGCACCACCACCACCACCCAGAUCACCAAGACGGUGAAAGGCGGGAUCUCAGAGACCCGUAUCGAGAAGAGAAUCGUGAUCACUGGAGACACUGAGAUUGACCAUGAUAAGGCUCUCGCUCAGGCUAUAAAGGAGGCGAAGGAGCAGCACCCCGACAUGUCCGUGACUAAAGUGGUGGUGCAUCAGGAAACGGAGAUCACCCCGGAGUAACUCCUGCAUGCGACACAGGGUGAAAAAAAACCGGGACCAGUCGGGUUUAUGAAUGUGAAAAAAACAACGCGAGAUCCCUCACAAGCAGCCCCUUCCCAUCAGCCCACGAGCUCCCCUCACGGACAAACACUUCCUGUAGCAGCACAUGUCCCACCCAGUCACUGCCGACCGAGAUGCCACUUUCCAGACCCUAAACAUCCGUCAGAUCUGCACCUACUCGUGUCCAGCGUCCUGCCUGACCUCCACCACCUCAAAGACAUUCCACGACGGACUGAACCAUGUUACGAAGUCGUUUUCUAAAACAGUGGCUAAAGAGCAACUUUUUAUCUCAAAUUCAUACGGUAUUUUUAGGGUGGAUUCCAAAGGGAUGGUUCACAUUAUAACAACUGGGCGGCGGGUAUUUUCUAAAGUGUCAUUUUGUUGUAGUUGUCGUUGUUGAUUUUUUUUGUUAUUUAAUAUUUGUUUGCAAUUGGUUGAUUUAUCUGUAUCAUAAUCUGAAACACUCCGAAGGCAACGUUCACCCAAAAUUCAAACAGUGAUGCAAAAGCUAUAUUUUAGGACUUUCUUUUUUUCUGUGAAACAAAAACGAGACGUUUAGCGGAAUGUUCAUACUGCUCUCUUCCACUUUUUUUUCAAGAUUAAAUUUAGGGAUAGUUCACCCCAAAAAUGUUAUUCUGUCAUCAUUUACUCUAUGUCAUUCCAAACGAUAUUUUGAGAAGAUGUUUUGAGGAAUUUUAGCAGUCACCCAAACCAACGUUUGAUUGCCAACCUUCUUCAAAAUAUCUUCUUUUUGCAUUCAAAACACGAGCAAGUCAUACAAAAUUAAUAAAUUGAUGAUAGAAGUUACCAUUUUUGGUGAACCAUUCCUUUAAGUUUUAUAAUUCUGUUAUUUGAUUUCCAUUCACACACAUUCAAAUUUGACAAGUUUAACAUCAAUAAUGCUUUAACAUGCAAUUUCAAUGUUCCUUAAACCAAUCAUAUGAUGUCCUAGGCUGUUUUUUUAAAAAACUUUUAUGGUGCUCAUUUUAGCAACUUUUGGAACCGUUUUUGCUUUCAUUGCAUUGAACCUUCUGCUAAACAUCUGAAUUGAUUGAAGAAAAAAGAAAGGUUAGAGUCAACUGAGAAUAAUUUUUAUUUUUGGGUGAACUGUUCUUAGUCCAGUACUCCAUCCUGUUGUAAAGUCCCAUAUUUUAUGUUCCUCUUAAAUGUGAAAAGUAUUAUUAUUUUGUUCUCGGUGUAAAAAAUGACGUGUUAUUUUCAUUCAGAAUGCUGGAGCAGCUUCAGAUGUUCUCUCGUGUUUUCAAGUUACUUUGCAUAUUCGUCGAAGGCUUGUAUCAUUUCUCUUUUCUUUUGUUGGUAACGUCGUCCUGUGUCAUCAUGGAUUGGGGGUCCGAAGAAGAUGGGGGGGUGGGCUAUCGUAGUGAAACUACACUCUGUGAUGUUUCUAUUUAUUUUCAGCAGUUUUGUUUCUCGUUUGUGUGUGUACUUUGCAUUUUAGGCGCCCUGCUCUCUUAAAUGCAGCUUUGAUGUUUUUGUAUUAGAUCCAGAAUCCCAAACACCAGCUCCCGCCAGUUUUUAAAUGGGAUUUGCAGGGAUAACUUUGCUCAUUUUCAGUAUAUUUCUACUUUUCUACUAGAGGGGGCAGUGUGUUCUUACCCACGAGGUCUAUAGCAGAUCUGCAACAACCUGAAGUGGUUUUAGGUGAAUUGGAAAUCGAUUAGCCGGGAAUGCAGCUAAUUAGCAAUUACGGUAAUUAACAGCGCCGAGCGUGAAUCCGAAAGCGAUUUAAGGCGAAAUUAAAACGUCCCGGUCACUCUUCGAGACAUUCAAAACGCCUCUGAUUGACUUUAAAGGUCACGACGGACAAUUCUAGAGCGGUAAUUCAAUUCUAGAAAAUCUUAAGUGGGAAUCUGUGGAUUUUAUAUCGUGCAUCAACACUGCCGGUGGCGUAAAGCAUACUGCCCCACCAGUCCAGCACGUCCAGUUUUUAAAUGUCUAUUUUAAAAUGUUACGCUUUUAUAAUAGUUCAAAUAGUAUCCUGUACAGAGAGCGAGGUGUCGUAGUUCGUUCAGUGUGUUGUUUUCUUCAUUGUGGCACUCCUUUCCUAUGCUUGUCUGGGGUGAAGAAAAGAAACGAACCGCACGUUUGUCCUCAGAGGUUCUCUUUCUUCUCAUCGCACCCCUUUUUCUUUUGCCAUCACUGGAAAAAAAAAAAGACAAAUGUACAAUAUAGCACCAUGCACUGAAUAAACUCCAACUUAGACACA
This is a messenger RNA of Puntigrus tetrazona (Sumatra barb), 5336 nucleotides long. It is a transcript of the gene epb41a, whose product is annotated as erythrocyte membrane protein band 4.1a. Bases 161 to 3070 code for a protein of 969 amino acids. Gene Ontology annotation, cellular component: cytoskeleton; plasma membrane. The transcript has 22 exons. NCBI's taxonomy places the organism in Eukaryota, Metazoa, Chordata, Actinopteri, Cypriniformes, Cyprinidae. Gene Ontology annotation, molecular function: structural molecule activity; actin binding. The record is from RefSeq and is a predicted model, not a curated record. Gene Ontology annotation, biological process: cortical actin cytoskeleton organization.